AGUUAUAUUUCCCCAUCCGCACAUCGAACGUCGCUUGCAACAUGGAUUGUUUUAAAGUUUUCGAAGUUGUAUUUCAAUCGGAAAUCAAUCCCUUACUGCUGAUUCCCGCCGUAGCUACAAUUGCACUUACGUUGUGUUGCUAUUGUUAUCACGGCUAUCAGUGGAUCCGCGAUCGUCGAACAGCUCGCAUCGAGGAGCAGCAAGCCCAGUUGCCACUGCCACUGAGUCGCAUAUCCAUCACGCCCGGAUGCUCAAUGGUGGCCACCACGAAGCUAACGCACAGCCGGAAUAGCGUUGAUAUCUAUUAAAAUCCUAGCUUUGUAGAUAAAUCAUUAAACACUUCAGCGAUGCUUUAAUCUUCAAUCUUUAAACUUAAGAUUAUGCUCAAGACAUAAACGAGUGGCUAUCGAAAGUGAGGAUUUGAACUAGUUUAUUUUUUGGACAGUGCAUCACGAUGACUGACAGUCAAAUUCACUUGUCCUACUUCAUCUGCGGACCGGUCUUCAUAUUGAUGGUAUUCAUGUACUUCUACUACUGGUAUCUGAAUGUCCGCGAGUGUCGUAGAUCGCGGGGGCGUGAAGCCACGCCUACUUUGCCAGACGAUAUCUCUGUGGAACGACUGCAAGUCUAUUGACAAAGUUAAGUUCAUGUGAAUCACUGCACUGCGAGAAGCGUUUUUUUUAAACCUUUGUAAAAAUAAUAAUAAAUGCCAAGCUUUAAAAAAAAAUUGUUUAGUUACGGUAUCUAUUAUAUAAGAUAAUGUUUAAACGAUUUUCUAAUUAAAUAAUCUAUGAAAAAUCAGUUAAUGAUAUUUCUGUGUUAAAUAAAUCUAUAACGACAUAUGAUUAUCGCAAAUAUUAAUAUUUAUAUUAUUAAUUCUUUCCCAGAAAUAAGAUAACGAAAAGUAAAU
Molecule: messenger RNA, 910 nt
Organism: Drosophila melanogaster (fruit fly)
Lineage: Eukaryota; Metazoa; Arthropoda; Insecta; Diptera; Drosophilidae
Exons: 1
Coding region: 455-634 (59 amino acids)
Source: RefSeq, marked reviewed